GGAGGAGGCGGGGGGCGGCGGCUGCAGCAGAGGGGCCGAGAACUGGCGGCGGCGGCGGCGGUGGUCGUGAAGGGCAUCGGCGGCGGCGGUGAAGGCAGAGAUGAUCUGAAGAUGGAAAGAGCCAGGCGAAGGGGAGGCGGCGGCGGCCGCGGCCGCGGAGGCAAGAAUGUAGGGGGUUCUGGCCUAAGCAAGAGUAGACUGUAUCCCCAGGCCCAGCACUCCCACUACCCCCACUACGCGGUCUCAGUCACCCCUAAUCAGGCCGGGGGCGCAGCCGAAAUCCAGGAGCUGGCCUCCAAACGAGUGGACAUCCAGAAAAAGAGGUUUUACCUAGACGUGAAGCAAAGCUCACGGGGCCGCUUCCUAAAGAUAGCCGAAGUCUGGAUAGGUAGAGGCCGGCAGGACAACAUCAGAAAGAGUAAACUGACCCUCUCCCUGUCUGUGGCAGCGGAGCUGAAGGACUGUCUAGGGGACUUCAUCGAGCACUAUGCCCACCUGGGCCUGAAAGGCCACCGGCAAGAGCAUGGCCACAGCAAAGAGCAAGGCUCCAGGAGGAGACAGAAGCACUCGGCACCCUCCCCACCGGUCUCGGUGGGGUCCGAAGAGCAUCCUCACAGUGUCCUGAAAACAGACUAUAUCGAGAGGGACAAUAGAAAAUAUUACCUAGACCUAAAGGAAAAUCAGCGGGGUCGCUUCCUACGGAUUAGACAAACCAUGAUGCGGGGGACUGGCAUGAUAGGUUAUUUUGGCCACAGUUUGGGCCAAGAACAGACUAUUGUCCUCCCAGCACAAGGCAUGAUUGAGUUUCGUGAUGCCUUGGUUCAGCUGAUUGAAGAUUAUGGCGAAGGGGACAUAGAAGAACGAAGAGGUGGAGACGAUGACCCACUUGAACUCCCAGAGGGGACUUCUUUCAGAGUGGACAAUAAAAGGUUCUACUUUGAUGUGGGCUCUAAUAAAUAUGGAAUUUUCCUGAAGGUAAGUGAGGUGAGACCACCUUACCGUAAUACUAUUACUGUUCCAUUCAAAGCUUGGACAAGGUUUGGGGAGAAUUUUAUCAAGUAUGAAGAAGAGAUGAGGAAAAUUUGCAACAGCCAUAAAGAAAAGAGAAUGGAUGGCAGAAAGGCCAGUGGUGAAGAACAAGAAUGCCUCGACUAGAGUGAAAUUGAACUCCAUCAGGCAAAAUUUAAAAUCACAAAUUGGCUAAAAGUACUGAUCCAUUAUCAUUUGAAGAAGUUUUUCCUCUUUUUUGGCCCUUUGUUAUUAGUAAUACCUCUAGUAGUUGAUACUUCAAGAAGUCUGAUUCUCAUGUUAUGUUACACGUAAAUAUCACUAUAAUUCUUAUGGGAAUUCCAGCCUUCCCAGAGCUAAAUAGUUUAGCUGCUUCAACUGCUCCAGACUAUUGAAGUAUGCAAAUCAGCACAAAAUGUGACAUUCUAAAUACCAUAACUAAGAUUUACAUUGCACUAUGACAUAAUCCUGAAAAAAGAUACAUAUACUUCAAUGGAAGUGUGACUUUCUAGUUAACAAAUUCCCCAAAAAGUAUUUCAAUCCUACUUCAUUAAAAGCUGCUAAGCUUAUCCAUAGGGCAGUUACCACAGAAACAGAAAUUAACCUCAAGUAUAUAUAAAUAUAUUUAUUUAUAAAAGUACAAGUAGACAUAUAUUGUCCAUUGGAUAACUGAAUAUACCAUCAAAGGAUCAAAUCUUAUUAUCUAAUUAAACCUUAAAAAUACAGUGUCAUAGUAUUUCUUAAGAGUUACUAUAAUCUAUAAUUUCAAACUUUGUGGUAACCCUAUAUUUUAUAGUUGCCAUAUCAAAGCCAUGGGAGAGUUUUAAUUGGUUAUUCUAAGUUUAGUUACAAUCCCUUCUUUACCUCUACUUACUGUUUUACUUAUUUUUAUUGACUUUCCAAAGUUUCGGGAAUUACUUUUAUGUCACAUUGAGUGGGAGGCUUCAUCCAAUGGCUUUGCUAUGGAAAUCUUGGUGUUUUAGCUUUUUAUGCUAAUUUGAAGAUUGUGAGCAGUUUCUUCCCCAAAAUAUAUCAUGGACUCAAGGUGUUAUACUUUAUGCUUCUUCUUUAACACUAUUUCAAAAGGGUUGGUGCACCAAUUAACUGAUGUAAAAAUAUACCUGUAAUAAUAUAUUUUAGUAGCACUUUUGCAGUUGCUACCCUUAAAACCAUGUCAACACUUCCAAUAUAAACCUGAAUUUCACAGGUUUUUUAAUUCCAGAGGGGGUGGGGAUUUUUUUUUUUUCUAAAAAGAAUUUAGAAUACAAAUUACCAAUCUGAGAAAAAUAUUAUUUGAAGAUUGGUUAUAAAUAUAUUUGAAAGGAAAAUUCAGGCAUUUUCCAAGGUGCUCUUUCUGACUUUACACAAGACUCACCCAUUUACCUGUAUUAAAAAUUACUUUCCAGGAAGUGCCACAGCAAGUUUUCAACACCUAAGCAAUUUUUUAAACAAGUGGGUAUAGUGUUAUAUGUGUACCAACCCAUCCUAUAUUAACUGACUGAAAUUUCAUCUAUUCAGCUAUUAUUUUCUUCUGAAUGAAAUUAUUGUCUUUUAUCUUGGCUUUAGUCACCUCCCACACAGUAAGUCCAUCUAAUCAUAUUUAAGAGCCUGAACACUGAUUUCAACCCCCAAAUAUCACUCUCAUUGAUGAGAGCUGGCUGCAGGGAUUCAAAUCAGAAUGUAGCUCUUCUUUUAUAUGCCAAAUGUAAUUUAAAAUUAUAUCAGCAGUUUUUUCUUCCAGAGGUUUGUCCCCCAGUACAUUUAUGUGAAGUCACUAAGAAAACUUGAUGGUAUGAAGUAAGAAAAUUAAUUUCAUUGGUUUAUGUUACUUAAAACAAGCAAUCAGUAACCCCGACAUAUAUACUAGUGUUAGUUUGCAGAUUGUAUUUCACACUUCCUCUAGUAGCGUGAAGGAAUCUCAUUAGUUCAUUAUAAUUGUGGACCAUCUGGAUCACUAUGGAACAACUGAAGGUUAGGAGAUAAUGUUAGUACUAGAGUUAAUAGCACAUGGUGGGUGUUGAGUCUAUAAAAGUAGCAAGGAUUUUUAAACAGUCCUAACUGUAAAAUAACUAUGUAGGCUUGCUAAAAAAGUAGUUUUUGGUCUAUGAAGGAGGGAUGUGCACUUGAAUUACUGUACUACUGAUUGUUAUUGCUGCCCAUCAUAGUGCCUAUUAAUAAUAAUCAACCUGUCAGAUUUUGGCAAACUGGAGCUGUGAAUAUUCUAGUAUUCGAUUGUUCCUAUCUCUAUUGCUAUGAGUGUAUACUCUCUCUUAAAGUCUUCCUUUCUAAAAUAUUUAUAUCCAUUAGGUCUAAAUGAUUUCCUUUUUCCUUUUGGGUCUGAUAAGAUUUGAGUAUGUGUCUAUAUAUAUAUACAUAUAUAUACACACAUGUAUAUAUGUAUAUACACAUAUACAUAUAUGUAUGUAUACAUACAUUCAAUACCAUGUCAGACUUAAAGAUAAAUAUCUUUAACUCACUGUAUAUAAAUAUUAAAUUUACUUUUCCAUUAAUUAUUUAAGUAAAGAAUUAGUUAAGCAGCCAGAUUUUUUACCUUGUAUGUAUACUUCAAAGUUUUCACCAUCUCAAAGCUGCAAAUUAAAUUGAUGCAUAUAUACUGGCAAUUGAAUAUACUCCAAAAUUAUUAAGCCUUCUGCCAGUCCUUUUGUUUCAUUUUUUUAUAAUCAUUGAAAAAUUAGAUGAUGCUAUGAUUUUUGAUACUUAAAAUUCCCAAGAACUCAUUAGCCAUAAUUAAAUAUGAUCCAGUUCAAAACUCUGGUCUUAGGACAUGUAUUGCCAUGUAUCUUAUAAAAUAAGCUACUAUGCUUAUCUGUGCAAUAUGCAUUUUAUUUAUUGUCAUUUGUAACAUACAUGGAGCUACAAGUGUACAUGGUAUCCUUCAAAGUAACAGAAUCCCUGCCUUGAAGACAUUAAACUCUUAAGGCAACUGGAAGCUAGAAGUUAAAAAAUGAGCAUGAAAGUUAGUAACCAAAAGUACUAGUUCACUGUAUAAUUCUAAAACACUGAUGAUGUUUGCACAUAAUAAUCCUAGCAUAAUGUGGUACAGGCUCAAAACUGUAGUAAUAUAAGCUAAUAGUAUAAAAUUUGGAAACGGGUUCCUCUUGAUAGUUGGCAGUGUGCUCCUAGCAACUGAAAGCAGCACUAAUCUGUUGCUUAUAUGCAAAAGAUGCAAUGUAUUAUAAAGAUAUUAAAGUUCUGCUACAUUGUAUAAUUUUCCUUGUUAAAGCCCCAAACUGCCAUGUCCCUGAAACUUGAGUCAAACACAAGCUUAUUUGCACUAAAGAGCAUGGCCAAAAAAAUAAAUGACAGGGUGGAAAAGCUAGUUGGAACCUCUUGAAAUAAUUGGUUCUAAUAGGAGAAUUUCACAUUUGUCUAUUUGAAAGAUAUAUGGUCCAGGCAGACAAUCUGUCAGUUCACUAAUUUAAUAAUGCACUUUACCUUUUGUAUAUAGAAGAUGUACAUUUAUGCCACUUGACAGGUGGGAUGUGUUUCAAUAACUAUGUAGUUAGAAUCUAUAGGGUGAUCUCUUGCAUGCAUAUGUUUGUGUUGGAACUGUUGUAGUAACAGGUUUCCAUUAAAUCAGUGUAAUGGAGAAGAGUAGGAGAUGCUUUUGAAACAAAUCCCAGUAUAUUUAACAAAGAAUUUUAAAGUAGAGUUCACAUUUGAUGUCUUAAGAACUAUAAUAAAUAAAAUACUAUUUCCAACCCAAAUUUUUAUUACAGUUGAGACUAUAUUUAAUUGAGAUUCCCCAUAAUGCCCUGAAAGUUAAUUUGGGGAGUUUGUCCAUUAAAAAAUUAUUUUCAGUCAUUGUUUCCUUGUUGAUAUGUGUUUAAGUAAUGAACAAAAAUGCAGUACAUAAUAUUAUACUCAAUUUAAAAGUGUGGUUAGCUGAUAUGGCAUUAUUUAAAGAACACUCAGACUAAAGAAAUAAAGUUUCAAGUUAAGGAAAUGCAAGGAACCUAUGAACAGUCACUAACUCAAAUACAAUAUCUCAAAAUUCACGGAAGUACUAACCUUCACCAACUAAAAAGGGUAUUGGGGGAUUUAGUGUAUCCUUCCAUCUUAAAAACUUCCUAAGAUGUACAUGUGAAAACUAGAUAACUGUUGCUUAAUAAUACUUUACUGAGAAACACUGUGUACUAACAAUUCAUCAAGAGUGUGCUAUAUUUACUGCAUUAAUUUUAUAUCUAUAGAUAAGAAUACAUUAUAUAGUCCUCCUAUCUUAAUAUAAUAAUGUAUUUAUAUUGUAAUUUUGCAAAUAUUUUCCUUAAAAUAAACAUUUAUCUGAGCUGCACAAUUUGAAGAGGAUGAAA
This is a messenger RNA of Sapajus apella (tufted capuchin), 5339 nucleotides long. RefSeq names its product purine rich element binding protein G (gene PURG). The record is from RefSeq and is a predicted model, not a curated record. Gene Ontology annotation, molecular function: DNA-binding transcription factor activity, RNA polymerase II-specific; purine-rich negative regulatory element binding; RNA polymerase II transcription regulatory region sequence-specific DNA binding. The coding region runs from base 112 to 1155 and encodes 347 amino acids. NCBI's taxonomy places the organism in Eukaryota, Metazoa, Chordata, Mammalia, Primates, Cebidae. Gene Ontology annotation, cellular component: nucleus. The transcript is spliced from 2 exons. Gene Ontology annotation, biological process: regulation of transcription by RNA polymerase II.